UGUGAUAUCACCAAGACAUACACAGAGGAACGCCUCCCGAUAAUAUCUCCAAAGUCCACGGCGACGCGGCCGCAACACCUCCCCCGCAUCGACCGCCCUCUUUGAAGUACAUAAUGUCAAUGUACGAGAGUCCUCCCGAUGGCCAUGUUAGCGGCAAUGGUAUGCAUGAGCUCGAGCUCGGCAAAGCCCCACAAGCUUGCAUGUCAUGCCGCAAGCAGAAGCGGAAAUGCAGCAAGACGCUGCCGGCUUGUGCUCUUUGCGAGAGGAUGAAUCGGCAUUGUGACUACUCCAACGCGGCACCACCUCCUUCGUCGGAAGACUUCAAUGCUCUUCGGCAGAAGCUUAUGGAGCUUGAGUCACGGUUGAACGGAGGUGGCAUGAAUCCACAAAUAUCUCCUUAUGCUACACCUUCCUCCACCACAAUGGCCACCUCGGACAACCUUGGACCACCUGUUCCCGCAUUUACACCACCACAAGACGCUCCCUGGCAAGGCAUCCAGAACAGAUUUCCAGCAAUUGCCUUUCUUGAUAGUGAUAAUUUCAAAUAUGGGGGCAUCGUCGUUCCAAAGCCAUCUUUGGAGAUACCAGUUGAUGUCCUUGAGCUCUUGGGAGACGCAGCAACUAUACAAGCGACAAUAUCCGAAUACUUUGCAACCAUUCACAAUUGGAUGCCGAUUUUCUCUCAAAAGCGGCUCACCCGAAAUAUGGUCAACCCCCUUUGGGAGGCUGGUCCUGACCUUGCGCUUUUGUUUCUUUGUAUGAAACUCAUAAUCUCACGACCACAGGAUGGCAUCGAAAGCUCUCAACACCCAAUUUAUGUGUCGGCUAAACGCUUUAUUGCUCUGCUAGAGGCUACUGGUGCAGCAACUUUGCUCAUGCUCCAGGCCAACAUUUUAGUUGCAUGGUAUGAGUACGGACAAGCCAUUUAUCCAGCUGCGUACAUGACUGCCGGUUGGUGUGUUAGAUAUGGCAACAUGCUGGGCAUCAGUGGCAACAAACAUGCUACCGAUUUACUCGGUCGCCCGGGUACCUGGACUGAGCAAGAGGAACGGAUGCGAACAUGGUGGGGUGUUCUCAUUGUCAACAGGAUUGUUUCACUUGGUAGCCAAUCAUAUGUUCUUAAUUCUCAAGAGCCCAAGAGUGACGAUCCUCUGCCUGUUAAUGAUUCUGCAUGGGAGGCUGGUGAGAUGACUGCUGCCAGACGAGCCGUAGUCGGCAGCCCAAUCAGCGAGCCCGUCACUUCAUUCCCACGCUUAUGUCAGGCUGUGAUAAUGAUGGGAAAAGUUUUCUCACAUCAUUAUGGAGACGAAUUUGCCUCUGAAGCCGACCAAUAUAAAGCAGCAAGUGAGCUGUACUCGGCGGCCUCGGCACUUGCAAGAAAGAUCCCAGAAGAGGCAGACGCAGAGCAGGAUUUUUUCGGUUAUGCUAGCGCGACAGCACUGACGUACAGCACUCUAUGUUCCCUUUGCGAGGUGUAUUCUUGUCCUAAAGGAAACUGCAAGUUAACCGGAAAAGAGUCGUCAGAGAUGCAAAUCCAGGCCAUCGAAGGUCUGAAGACCGUAUCCGGCACUAUUGUCAAUUUCGUUGACCAUAUCAAUGCCAACACACCACUUAGCCAGGAGCUAGAUAGAAUCAGCCCCAUUAUCAUGGACGCGCUGUAUUCUGCUGCCGCAAACUAUGCGUGGAUGGUUCGUGAGAGCGGCGACGAGGUAUACCAGAAUGCUUUAGACGCCAUUAGACUUUGUCUAAGAAAGCUUGGAACUCGCUGGAGAAAUGCGGCCGAGUACGUGCGCAUCUUGGAGGCGCAGGAGUUCUCCUAUGCCGUUGGUAGCGCAUCGUAAGGCGGAUGAUAUUUGGGCAGGGAGUCAGGCGAGGAUGGCAGGGAAACCAUGGGCGGGGUAAUUACGACAUUCACAUGAAUUCUGCUGCGCCCUGGCACACCUCACAAAUAUGGCGAACCUUUACUGUAAAGAUUGCAACACACAAGCGUUGAUCUUACUCUGCCCUUGUUGCUCUGUGUCAUAUGUCCCACUCCCUUCAAAAUCGAUUUCAAGGUCAAGGCACCUCUAAAGCAG
Messenger RNA from Hyaloscypha bicolor E, 2075 nucleotides. RefSeq lists its product as uncharacterized. The transcript has 8 exons. NCBI's taxonomy places the organism in Eukaryota, Fungi, Ascomycota, Leotiomycetes, Helotiales, Hyaloscyphaceae. Bases 114 to 1841 code for a protein of 575 amino acids. Gene Ontology annotation, biological process: DNA-templated transcription; regulation of DNA-templated transcription. Gene Ontology annotation, cellular component: nucleus. Gene Ontology annotation, molecular function: DNA-binding transcription factor activity, RNA polymerase II-specific; zinc ion binding; DNA binding. The record is from RefSeq and is a predicted model, not a curated record.